Anopheles stephensi (Asian malaria mosquito) is the source of this 2209-nucleotide messenger RNA. RefSeq lists its product as uncharacterized. The transcript has 2 exons. The record is from RefSeq and is a predicted model, not a curated record. NCBI's taxonomy places the organism in Eukaryota, Metazoa, Arthropoda, Insecta, Diptera, Culicidae. The coding region runs from base 453 to 1433 and encodes 326 amino acids.
AUUGGCGAUGAGUUGAAAGGCAAAACAUCCAGCAUUCUCCGUCUGGAUGGGUGAAUUCCUAUUUUGUCCUAUUUUUUUUCUAGAUAAUAAUGGCUCGUAACUAUAGAUUUUAUCGAACAAACAACGCGGUACGGCGGACGAAUAGCUGGGAAACGGUGGUAUCUCAGCAAAGUUAAGAAAAUAUAGCUCAAACGGAAGGACAACUCCAAUCGGGUCGUGGUGCCACCUCACACACGGUUGUUCCCCGAUACGCACAAAACGUAAAGCAAAACGGGUAGAUGGCCUGUACUUGUUGGUUGCCGGUGGUCGGUAACCGCACACCUUUAAGCAGUAUCCUCAACGCGCUUCCACCAGACGACGCACAAAGUCAUUAGCUGUAGAUUGACCAGAGUGAGUGAGAGAGGGAGAGAGAGAGGAGCAGAAAGAGCAACCAAUAGCUUCCGGAUAAUGCCAUGGAUCGUGUGAAGCUGUGCGAUCAGAUACUCCUGCAGAAGCUGCAUCUGCUCAGCAAUGAGGUGCUGCGUACGAACCGCGGCAUCACCGAACGGGACAUGGAGGAAGCGUUCAAGCAGUCGAUCGGUUACCGUGCGCCCCGGUUCUUCCCGCAGAACGACGGCAUCCUGGCGAUCGUGUACAGUGCCAUAUUUGUGGUGGUACUCUUCAUCAUCACACCGUUUCUGGCCGGCUUUCUCGAGCUAGCCCUCGGGAUGCGCUGCAUCGUGCCAAACAACUAUCUCAUCUGGGAGGCAACCCGUCCCGUAUCGAACUGUGACUUUUGCCGCGGCGUUGACCGGCCAAUCAUACUGCAAAACCUGACCCGGGAAGAAUUCCAACCGUACGCGUACUCUUCCCGGCCGAUCAUCAUAAAGCGGGCGGUGUCCCACUGGCCAGCGGUACGGUUGCUGAACUACACGUUCCUGAAGGAUCUGUACCUGAAGCAUCCGGCCGCGCUGGACAGUCUGCACGAGGAUUGCCAGUUUUUGCACUUCAAAUCAAACUUCCAAACGUUGCGCGAUGUCUUCCGGAUGUCGGACGAGCGGGCCGAAUUUCGGGCGGGCCAGCAACCGUGGUACGUUGGAUGGAGCAACUGCAACCCGGCGGUGCUGGCAGAGCUGCGGAAGCUUUACCCGAAGCCACACUUCCUGCCGGACGAUGCCGAGAUGCCAAACACGGACUUUGUGUUUCUCGGGUACGAACAAGGUGCUGUGAUGCAUAUCGAUUACAUCCCCCGGUUGAUGUGGCAGGCCCAGUUGCGUGGCAACAAGAGCUGGAUCCUGGCACCGACGCCCGAGUGUGAUGCGGAAUGUCGCAGCUUUAGCUUCUACGUCGAGCCGGGUGAUGCGCUGCUUGUCGAUACGCGGCUUUGGUACCACGGUACGUUUAUCCAUUCGAAGGGAGAGUUUUCCCUUACCAUACAGUCCGAGUAUGGGUAGAGACGGAAGAAACUCUAUGGCAUCAAACCGGGCGAAAGGACACCGUAACACCAACGAUGCGAGGAUGGCAAGUGGCGUUUUUAAACCGGGGGCAAAAACAAACGGCCAAUUAAAAAAAGAUUUAGAGAUUUCUGCGCGCCUUUGCUCAGCAAAAGAUCGUUUAACGAUCGCCAGUGGUAGGAGUAACGAUCGGAAAAAAAGGGAGAAGGAAGCGACUUCUUCCGUGAGUGUUGUGUGCUUCGUACGUACGAUUGUUUUUAUUCGUCCUUUCCAGUGUUUCACGAUUUCGUUCAAGUGUUUUUUAUUAUUUGGGAGUGUAUUUAAUUUGUUCUCAUUGUUUAGUGCCAUUUUAAAACAUAUUUAUUUGUGCAGUAGUUUUCGUUUCAUUUACAUAAGUUGAUGCGUGUUUGUGUGUGCUUUUUUUUAAUCGAUUGUACGCGUGUGCUUACUAAUUUUACCGCGACGUUCUACACUGUUUGCUGCACACAACGAACAAAAAGGACGUUACGGUUUAGAUUUGGUUUUUCUUUCUGGCUAUUUAAUUCCGUUAGUGUGUGUAUGUGUAUAUAGUUAAGGCUGGUACAAUGCUACAAAGAGUCAGUCUUACGACGGGACGUUUGAUUAGAUGUAGAAAGCAAGCAAAAACAAGGAAACAACAUUAUUUACAAAGCAAACAACCAAAAACUAAAACCGUUCCGAGAGCAAUAAAUCUGAAUGUAGGGUAAAUACGUUAGUAAAUACGGCAAAAUGUGUCAAAAAGCGAAGAAAAAACAUAA